AUGAUUCAAAAUAUCUUUAUAGUUGGAGGUUGGAAUAAUAAUAACUAUAUAACAUUAAAAAGUAAAAUUAAUAUUAUAUGUGAUCAAUGUAAUAAAAGAAUGAAAGAAAAUAGUAGUUUACCAUCUGAUGAAUUUGAUUUAUUUUUAAGUAAAAUUAAAUUGACUUUAAUUGGUUUUAAUUUACCAGAAAAAAAACCUGAUGGUAAAGAUAAAGAGGAUGAUGAUGAUGAUAAUCCAAAUAACUAUAUAGUUGAUUCUACUCUCGUCUAUGAUCGAUCAUCAAUUCCUCAUACUUUUAUUAUUUGGCAAUAUGCCGGUCAAGAAAAGGACUUGCAUAAUUCACGAUCUGAUUCAUUCAUUCACGCAAUCUAUGGAUUUGAUCCAACAUCAAAACACCUCCGAGCAUGCAUAUGCUCAAAUGCUUAUAAAUUACCACAUUAUGAUGAUUUUUUUAAACUAGUAUUAUUGAAUGUUGGAAAUCCACAGUUUCUCUAUCCUUCAUUUAAUAGUGAUUAUUUAAAAAAUAAAUUUAAUGAUUUAUUGUCAAGAGUUGAAGUAGCAUCACUUUUUUGA
Molecule: messenger RNA, 573 nt
Organism: Rotaria sordida
Lineage: Eukaryota; Metazoa; Rotifera; Eurotatoria; Philodinida; Philodinidae
Source: the annotation of a GenBank genome assembly